AAGUGUAUGGCAGCCAUGCUUAUUCUCCACCUAUUGCCAUCACAUGACUUCUAGGCAAGAGGGCCAGCUACUAAGCUCCUGAAACAUUACUUCUAGCAACAAUUCCGACAUGUUUCCGGCCUUGGUUUCCUUUAUAAAGUGGGCUGAACCCAGGGAUCCUGCAUCAGUCACAGCAACAGGCCCUUUGCAACAGUCUAGCCUGACUCCUACAGUUUCUCUCCACCAAAGAGCAUGAAGUCCUCCACAGCUGCCCUUGCUGUUCUUGUUGUGGCUGCCCUCUGCUGCCAGGUCCUCUCUUCUCCAGCUGCUGUCAACUUCUCCGGUCCCUGCUGUGUCAAAUACUUGAGCAAAAAUUUUCCCUUGAGACACGUGACAAUGUAUGAGUACACGAGUAUCCACUGCCCCCAGGCAGGCGUGAUAUUCACCACAUUCAAGGGCAAGUCAUUCUGUGGCAACCCCCAAGAUGAGUGGGUCCAGAAUAUCCUGAAACAGCACAAGGACCAGGCUGGCAGUGGAUGAGCAACGCCCUGCUCCCUUCAAGCAUCAACUCUGCUGAGGAACUCUUCUUGUGGUCAACUCUGAGACAUGUCCCUGUCCUCUUAUCACCUGUGAAUUUUGUAGACUGUUUGCUAUGGUGUUUAUUUAAGUGCAUGAAAAAGCAUCUUAAUUUAUUUGUUAUUUUCAGGCAAACUUUUUGUUCUAAUUUGUACUGAUUGUAUUUCAGUUAUUUUUGGAUAAUAAAAAUGAUCAAAACCUG
Cygnus olor (mute swan) is the source of this 757-nucleotide messenger RNA. RefSeq names its product C-C motif chemokine 4 homolog. Gene Ontology annotation, cellular component: extracellular region. The transcript has 4 exons. The record is from RefSeq and is a predicted model, not a curated record. Gene Ontology annotation, molecular function: CCR chemokine receptor binding; chemokine activity. The coding region runs from base 232 to 519 and encodes 95 amino acids. Gene Ontology annotation, biological process: positive regulation of ERK1 and ERK2 cascade; cellular response to tumor necrosis factor; inflammatory response. Lineage: Eukaryota; Metazoa; Chordata; Aves; Anseriformes; Anatidae.